AUGGUAUCUUUUAUGAAUAAAAUUAUUAAUGAUUUUAACCAGGAAAUAGGAUGGGAUGAAGAAACGACAUAUCCAUACAUUGUUAACAUAAGAAAAGCACUCAUAGAUUUUAAAAUACCUUCUAGUUUUAACAUACAACUAUCGUCACAAACAUCUCCCUCUACAUAUUCUUCUAUGAAACUAUCGAAUCAUUCUCAAUUACUUUCUGGGUCCAUAUCCUAUAUAUACCAAAAUGUACACGGCAAUGAGUUGUAUUAUUCUUUAUCAUCUAUAGCAAAUUUAAAUGGGGAAAAAAAUGAAAACCAUCGCGUAAAUGUGGAGAAAUCAGAUAUUCCAAGUAAUAUAAGCAGCGGCAAAGUACGUAAUAUCUAUUCUGUAAGCGAAGACGAACUCGCUAAUGUAACUAAAGCUGAUUUCCCAUGUCAAACUGACGAAAACAAUAACAAUUAUAAUCACAAGGAACCUUUCCAAUCGAGUUGCCUUUAUUAUGGCCAGAUGUAUUUCCCGUAUUCCAUUUUAGAGGGUAUCCAUAUUAAAACAUUAUCUAACAAUUCCAGAAUACAAACAAAAAUAUGGAGCACAAAAACCAAUUUUUUGUUCACCACUUAUUACCAAUAUAAAAACAAACAUAGAACCUAUGAAUUAUGUUAUAGCAGUCCUGAAUCUCUAAUAGGCUAUAGAACGUUGUACACUUUCCCCCUUAUGCCUUCUCCAGAUAUGCCAUCUAUUUUACAUUACGAUGAAAUCUCUCUUGGCGGUGAGUUAUGGCUGGGUUUCAAAAAUUUAAUUCCAAAUUGUUCAUUAAGUCUACGGUACAAGACCAGAACGGGCAAGCGGAAUAGACCCUUGAAUUUUACAAUUAGUUUUAACCCACUAUUGGGCCAUUUAAGUUCCACAUUUGGCCUUAUAAACCUGGUCAACAAGGAUCCUAUCAAAACGUUGGGUGUAUUUUCAAAAUAUGAUUUUAAUGUCUAUAGUUUAGAAUCUAAUAUAUCACUUGGUCUGAGUUGUAAAGGAUUGAAGUUGAGCGCAGAUCUGCAGAAUCAGCGUUUAAAAUUAUUGUUGAAUAAGAAACUAACUGAUGACUUAUUAGUCAAAGGCGGAUUUGAAAUAUCUUCUUCGCCCUCAAUUCAUAUUAAGAAAGAUGCAGUAUCAAACAAUGGCAGUGUUGUCUAUAACACCAACUCCGGUUUAGAGCUCGCUCCCUUGACGUUUGGUAUUGAACUGCAAUACGUCGCUUCUUAA
Molecule: messenger RNA, 1245 nt
Organism: Saccharomycodes ludwigii
Lineage: Eukaryota; Fungi; Ascomycota; Saccharomycetes; Saccharomycodales; Saccharomycodaceae
Gene: MDM10
Product: Mdm10p
Exons: 1
Coding region: 1-1245 (414 amino acids)
Biological process (GO): protein insertion into mitochondrial outer membrane; phospholipid transport; establishment of mitochondrion localization
Cellular component (GO): ERMES complex; SAM complex
Source: RefSeq, a predicted model, not a curated record